AGACCUCUCCGUGUCCCCCCAGACAGAGGCUGCGGGCUCUGUGCUCGGAUGCUGGGGGCCCACCAGUGCGAAGAGGCCACAUGAAGGCACCGUGAAGAGGGUAGCCCUCACUUCCACAGACCUCGUGGCUGGGAGGUGAGGCUAAGAUGAGCAUAACCAGCGACGAGGUGAACUUCCUGGUGUAUCGCUACCUCCAGGAGUCAGGCUUCUCCCACUCAGCGUUCACCUUCGGCAUCGAGAGCCACAUCAGCCAGUCGAACAUCAAUGGGACGCUGGUGCCGCCCGCCGCCCUCAUCUCCAUCCUGCAGAAGGGGCUGCAGUACGUGGAGGCCGAGAUCAGCAUCAAUGAGGAUGGCACGGUGUUCGACGGCCGCCCCAUAGAGUCCCUGUCGCUGAUCGACGCCGUGAUGCCCGAUGUGGUGCAGACGAGGCAGCAGGCCUUCCGGGAGAAGCUGGCGCAGCAGCAGGCCAGUGUGGCGGCAGCAGCGGCGGCGGCAGCAGCAGCAGCAGCAGCGGCGGCGGCCACUACAGCCACGACGGCCACAGUGACUCCAGCAGCGGUUUCCCAGCCCAACACCCCAAAGAACGGGGAAGCCACGGUGAACGGGGAGGAGAAUGGAGCCCAUGCCAUGAAUAACCACUCGAAGCCCAUGGAGAUCGACGGGGACGUGGAGAUCCCGCCCAGCAAGGCCACGGUGCUGCGGGGCCACGAGUCCGAGGUCUUCAUCUGCGCCUGGAACCCCGUCAGCGACCUCCUGGCCUCGGGGUCCGGGGACUCGACGGCGCGGAUCUGGAACCUGAACGAGAGCAGCAACGGGGCGUCCACCCAGCUGGUGCUGCGGCACUGCAUCCGCGAAGGCGGCCAUGACGUGCCCAGCAACAAGGAUGUGACCUCGCUGGACUGGAACAGCGAGGGGACACUGCUGGCCACGGGCUCCUACGAUGGCUUUGCGAGGAUCUGGACGGAGGACGGGAACCUGGCCAGCACCUUAGGCCAGCACAAAGGCCCCAUCUUUGCCUUGAAGUGGAACAAGAAGGGGAAUUACAUUUUGAGCGCGGGUGUGGACAAAACAACCAUAAUUUGGGAUGCCCACACGGGAGAAGCCAAACAGCAGUUCCCGUUUCACUCUGCCCCCGCCCUCGAUGUGGACUGGCAGAACAACACCGCCUUCGCCUCCUGUAGCACCGACAUGUGCAUUCACGUCUGUAGGCUCAGCUGCGACCGCCCCGUCAAAACCUUCCAGGGACACACGAAUGAGGUCAAUGCCAUCAAGUGGGACCCUUCCGGCAUGUUGCUGGCGUCCUGCUCUGACGACAUGACGUUAAAGAUCUGGAGCAUGAAGCAGGACACGUGUGUCCAUGACCUGCAAGCUCACAGCAAAGAGAUCUACACCAUCAAGUGGAGUCCCACCGGGCCUGCCACCAGCAACCCCAGCGCCAGCAUCAUGCUUGCCAGCGCUUCGUUCGACUCCACGGUGCGGCUGUGGGACGUGGAGCGCGGCGUGUGCAUCCACACGCUCACCAAGCACCAGGAGCCCGUGUACAGCGUCGCGUUCAGCCCCGACGGCAAGUACCUGGCCAGUGGCUCCUUCGACAAGUGCGUGCACAUCUGGAACACACAGAGUGGGAGCCUGGUCCACAGCUACCGAGGCACGGGUGGCAUCUUCGAGGUCUGCUGGAACGCCCGAGGGGACAAAGUGGGCGCCAGUGCGUCCGACGGCUCCGUGUGUGUGUUAGAUCUGCGGAAGUGACCGCGGUGGCCGGGAAAGAGGAGAGGUCAUGGACCAGCGGUGGGCACGGGGCCUCGGCACCCCUGGGGCUCGAUCCUGCAGCUGCCAGACUGCGCGGCGUGCCCCGUGGGCCUAGUCCGGGAGCCUGUAUUCGACGUCCUCGCCGAGCGUCUCUCUCACACACACACACACACACACACACACACACACCACACACACAGUUGUAUCCGAGGGGGGCAGCCCGGCGCCCCCAGCCCGAUGAUGCGUGCAGAUGGCUGCCAUGGCUGCCAUGGGGGGGUGCCAGAAAAGGGGAGAGAGAAAGCUGCUGUGAUCACUCAAAAGGGGUAGGAGACUCUCCCCCCCAAACCCCCCUUCCCCUGCGGUCCACGUGGCUCCCUAACAGUUGGACACAGCGGGCUUGCAGAGGGAUUCCAAAGCCAGCCUGUGCGGCGGGAAUGCGCCUGGGGGACCCCAACUCGUCCGUGUCCCCCACCCUGCGCUGUCCGGCGGCGUUGCUGGGCCUUCUUCCCUCCCCUGUCCUUGACCGUCCCCCACCUUUGUCCUCCCUGCCGGGUCUGGGCUUGCUGUAGACGCGGCCUUGGGGACACUUGGCAAAGUCUGUGCCUGCAGCUUUCUGCUCCUCCCCUCCUCUGUGCCCCCCCUCCCCUCCCCGCACCCCCUGGUCAGAGCUGUGUGCUAUGCACCACAGGCCUCCAGGGCACAUUCCUCGCAAAACAAGUGCUUUAUGUGGGAAGGCAGGGCAGGGGGCUUUUUACAGGAGAGGGAAAAAGACUUAUGAGAGAGAGCCCCGAGUAUUUUUGGAAAAAAGAAGAUAUUUUUAUGUGAAAACGAUUUUAAAAUCCUUACAAUGGCCGUCAGACAGA
This is a messenger RNA of Pipistrellus kuhlii (Kuhl's pipistrelle), 2614 nucleotides long. RefSeq names its product F-box-like/WD repeat-containing protein TBL1X. Bases 147 to 1751 code for a protein of 534 amino acids. The transcript has 15 exons. Gene Ontology annotation, biological process: regulation of transcription by RNA polymerase II. NCBI's taxonomy places the organism in Eukaryota, Metazoa, Chordata, Mammalia, Chiroptera, Vespertilionidae. Gene Ontology annotation, molecular function: transcription corepressor activity; protein binding. The record is from RefSeq and is a predicted model, not a curated record. Gene Ontology annotation, cellular component: histone deacetylase complex.